CAGGCGCGGCCGGAGCCCGAAGGGGCGGAAACCAGCCUUCUCCCGGAAGUGUGUGGUUUCUAGGGUGCAGCGAGCGGACCGGGGUGAGAACAGGUGCGGCGGGGUCUUCGUCCCGGGUAGCGGGGAAGGAAGGAAAAAGCCGCCAUGUCGGCCUUCGACGCGAACCCCUUCGCGGAUCCCGUGGACGUCAAUCCCUUCCAGGAUCCUUCAGUCACUCAGCUGACCAACGCGAACCAAGGUAGCCUGGAUGAGUUCAAUCCAUUCUCGGAGAAUUCUCGGCAGACAAAUACAGGUCAGCCCAUCCCAACAACACAGCCUGCUGGCGCUUCUCAACCUGCCGUGUUGCAGACCUCUGUGGAGCCUACCCCACAGCUGCUGCUUAGACAGGCCAGCAAGUACCUGACUCCUAAAUUCAUCUCAGCAAAUUCGGAAGGUUCAGAGAGGCAGAAGUUGCUAGAGGACAGCAGCAGUCAGAUUCGCCGGCAGGUAAAACGCGAAAGGCCCAAAUCUGUGGCCUCAUCAGCACAGGCUGGGCUUCUGAAGCAGCAAGAAGAAUUAGAAAAGAAAGCUGCAGAAUUGGACAGAAAGGAGCGCGAACUUCAGAACAGCGCAGCAGGCUUUGACCCAAAGCAGAACAACUGGCCCCCGCUUCCACGGUUCUGCCCUGUCAAGCCUUGCUUCUAUCAAGAUUUCUCUGCGGACAUCCCAGCCGACUAUCAGCACGUUUGCAAAAUGAUGUAUUACUUAUGGAUGUUUUACUCGGUCACCUUGGUGUUAAACCUCCUCGCCUGCCUGGCAUUGUUCACAGUGGAACCCUCUACCACAGGGUCGGAUUUCGGCCUGUCCAUCUUAUGGCUUGUCUUGUUCACCCCCUGCGCUUUCCUGUGUUGGUAUCGACCAGUUUACAAGGCUUUCAGGUCUGACAGCUCCUUCAGUUUCUUCUUCUUCUUCUUCAUUUUUCUUUGCCAAGGAAUCGCCCUCGUCGUCCAGGCUGUCGGUAUCCCUAACUGGGGGAGCAGCGGCUGGAUUUUGGCCCUCUCCAUGACCUCAAACUUGGCCGUGAAGAUUAUCAUGAUGGUGGUGGCCGUGUUCUUCACAACCUGCGCCAUUCUCUCCAUCUUCCUGCUGAAGCGAGUCCACUCGCUCUAUCGGCGGACCGGCGCCAGCUUCCAGAGGGCCCAGGAAGAAUUCUCCCAAGGCAUCCUCAGCAACAGGAGCUUCCAGACGGCCGCUAGCGGGGCAGCUUCCACGGCGGCUCAAAAUGCUUUCCGGGGAAACUGAAAAUCCCCAGCAAGGGUCCUGCUUCCCUUCCGGAUGGUACCCGAUCCUCAACGUUCAGGCGGUUCUCUCCCCACGGGGUGGCGGGGGGGGUAGUCUUAACUCCCAAGAGACUCGCCGGGAGCUUUCUCUGAAACCUUGCCCUGUUCUCCAUCCGCGUCUCUCGUGGGAAAGUGCAAAGAUUAGGGUGUCUAACUUUUGGUGUGAUUUUCUCCCUCCCCCCCCUUCCUUUCUCCCUUCCAAUAUACAUCUUUUUGACUUAUUUCUUGCGCUUUCCAUUUCUUCCGUUGCCGGCGUUUGGGGGAAAAAACCGUUUGGCACUCUUGCCAUUCCCAACGGAAGCGUCAAUGAACAAUCACUUCCCUUCCCUUCUCAUCGUCCCAGCUGCUGUCCUUGUUGAUUUUUAAUUAGCCGAAGGCUCAGGCUCGUUAGCUGCCAGCGUAGGGUGCGUGUUUUCUGGGAAAUAUGGAAGACAAUUUCUGGAGGACACUCCUUGCUCCCUUUUUUUUCCCUCCCUCCCUAAAAGCCACCAAAACCAGGUUUCCUAUUUGGGGUUGAAGCGUUACAGAUCGUUGGCGAGGAUAAAGGCUUAUUCACCAACCACACUGGCCUCUGAGAAGCUAGCAACCUGGAUUGUGAAAGGAGGGGAUGGGGCUUUCAGGUUCAAUAGCGGAGCAAACGUGGAGAUGAAGAGGGAAAAUAUUUCUAAUUUGGGUAAUCCGGAGUUUGAUUUUACUCAAUGCUGUUGUAUCUGGUUUGGUCUCUCUGCCUUCCUCGUGCAGCUUCAGUACAACUACCAAACAGUUCUUCAAAAAGAGCAUGCUAGCAAAAGCCCGUUUCUCCGCCCCCCCCCUCAAAAAAAAUAUUGGCUUAUGGAAACAUCUCCUCUGAUUUUUUUUAACAGAUUUUUCAGUUGCCGGCACCUCUGAUUUCAAAAUAAUAGUUUGGAGAGAAAGACUAUGGUUUUAGCCAAGGCUUGUUUGGGGCAGAAUGGAUGACAGGCCAUCCUUAACGUCCAAAAUCUUACUGUCUUGUUAUUCAACCCCAGCGAUGAUUGACAGCUGUUAAAAACCUUUGGUGUCUCCUCAAAGGCCUGUUUGAGUUCUCUGCAAACGAAUCAGUGUGAAAGGAAAACCUCAGUUUCCCCCAUCUGAUAGGCUUGAUCGAUUGCUCAAGUAGAAAUUGGGGAUCUAGGUCUCAAAAAACACUAAAUACUUUUUGGUUACUUCCGCAGACCUAAUUUAAGUGAUCUAAGAUGCACACCAGAGGCUUACAAGUAGCUUUGAAUAGAUCUGAUGAAGGGGGAAAUGUUCAGAGAACUAAGAUGAGGCUGCAGUCUCGCUAAACAAUUUUUUCCUCGCUUUUUACUCAUUUAGGUAGACUUGGUGUCUCUUUCUCCCCUCCCCCAAAAUACAUAGGUGUUUUGGGGGGUUUCUCCCCCCAACAGAUGUUUCCAAACCUUUGUGAGGUUGGAUGUAGCCCAGUACAUCCCAAGGAAGUAUCUCUUGGUUUCUGUCUCUCUUUUUUAUUUUAUUAUUCUUUGAAGAUAUGUAAUGAUGGCAGAAAUGAGAUUUUUUUAAAAAAGAAAAGAAAAAAAAAGAAUCUUCCCCUCUAGGAUGUAUUUUCCGCCUCUAUUUUUUUUUGUCCCUGUAAAAAAAAAUGUAUAUGUCAAACUUUUGUUUGUUAUUAAAUGCAGAAUAAAAAUAUCAAGAAUUAGUA
This is a messenger RNA of Crotalus tigris (Tiger rattlesnake), 2997 nucleotides long. RefSeq names its product secretory carrier membrane protein 2 (gene SCAMP2). Lineage: Eukaryota; Metazoa; Chordata; Lepidosauria; Squamata; Viperidae. The coding region runs from base 145 to 1281 and encodes 378 amino acids. The transcript has 11 exons. The record is from RefSeq and is a predicted model, not a curated record. Gene Ontology annotation, biological process: protein transport. Gene Ontology annotation, cellular component: recycling endosome membrane; trans-Golgi network membrane.